AAGUGAAUGGACAGCUUAUAUACUUCUUGUGUGUUAUCGUGAUGAGUUAUGUUACAUUUGGUCUUCCUUGUAGAACUAGCAAUAAAAGCUACAAUUCUAUGCAUUUGCUAGUGUUUUUAUUCAAUUGCAAGCAUAUUGCGAGUGAGUGAGUUGCUAGGUUGCUAGUUUUUGGGACUUUUUACCUAAAUCCUAACUUUCACAAAUCUAAAAAGAGGCUAAUAGUAUUAUUUUCUAUCCUAUAGGUUCUGAUGUAUUGUGGUAAGGAAAGAUGGAGACUUUCAACUUAACGCUUUCUCCAAGCUCCAGCCACGCUAACAAGACCAACAUCUUCCAAGACGGUCCGUUCAAACCAGUGGAGUUUGUUCUCAUUGUUCUCGGACUGAGCAUCUUAAGCUUGAUCACAAUCAUUGGCAACGUGCUGGUCAUGCUCUCCAUCAAGGUCAACAGGAACCUCCAGACGGUCAACAACUACUUUCUGUUCAGCCUUGCGUGCGCUGACCUGUUCAUUGGCGUUUUCUCCAUGAAUCUCUACACUGUGUACAUUGUGACCGGUCAUUGGCCUUUAGGAGCUUUGGUGUGUGACCUCUGGUUGGCUCUGGACUAUGUGGUGAGCAACGCCUCAGUUAUGAACCUUCUCAUCAUCAGCUUUGACCGCUAUUUCUGUGUCACCAAACCUCUCAGUUACCCAGUCAAACGGACCCACAAGAUGGCAGGAAUGAUGAUUGCCGCUGCUUGGAUCCUGUCAUUCAUUCUCUGGGCUCCAGCUAUUCUGUUCUGGCAGUUCAUCACCGGCAGCAGGACAGUUCCUGAAGGCGAGUGCUAUAUCCAGUUUUUCUCCAACGCUGUGGUCACUUUUGGCACCGCCAUUGCUGCUUUUUACCUGCCGGUGAUCACCAUGACCAUCCUCUACUGGCAGAUCUCCAAAGCAAGUCGCAGCCGUGUCAGACGCAGAGACAACCGGAGAGUUUCUAGAGUCAGUAAUGAUGGAGGUCAGGCUGGACUCGGGAAUGAGAGAAAUAUGGAUAGGAAGUCAACUCAGGAAGGAGAGGAAAUGGUUUCACGUAAGCAGAGCGCUUCAGAUACCACUACAGGACUAAAAAUAUCAUUGUUCCCACCUGCAGGAGAAGAGCGGGACAGUGAGAAUGACUCUAUAUCCGGAAGUGUGCUUGCAUCAUCAAAUCAGCGGGAUGACGAGGCCGUGUCAAUAAGCACCAACGGUGACAUUAGAGCUCGCCAGAACCAAUCAGCUUCACUGGCCACAGAAAGUUGGGUCAGAUUCACAUGCUUCAAAACGGCCUCCCAGAAAGACCUGCAAAACACAUAUAAGGUCAACAGCGAAAGUCAGGGCAUGACAAAUGGGAAGGAAAGAUUGAGUCUGGUGUCGCAGAAGAUUAUCAGUCCACAUUCUCAAAAGAGAAAGAGUUCCUCCUCCAGAGAAAAGAAAGUGACAAGAACCAUUAUGGCCAUUUUGGUGGCAUUCGCAACCACGUGGACCCCUUACAAUGUGAUGGUGCUCAUCAACACUUUCUGCUCGGACUGUAUUCCGAACACAGUGUGGAUCUUUGGCUACUGGCUCUGCUAUAUAAACAGCACGGUUAACCCGGCCUGCUAUGCGCUGUGCAAUGUCACCUUUAAGAACACCUUCAAACAGCUGCUGACGUGCAAGUACAGGAAUAUUCACGCCACCAGAAAACAGUAGAGUUGGCAAAAGAGUUGCUAACUAAAAAUAGUUGAGAAUAUGCAGAGUCUGGAGGCUUCAAGUUCAAACUGUUGAAACAUUCAAGUGAUGCUUCAACAGCACAAAUAUGAGGACGAGGCUUACUCAUGAAGCAGCGGAGAUGGUUUAUUUCUUUGUAUUUAAAAAAAAAUAUGGCCACACUUUUACACUAAGGUUCCAUUACUUAAUAUUAGUUUAAGAGACACUCUGCUUUUUAAGAAAUAAGCUGAUUUUACAAGUCACCCAGAGGAAAACAGUUGAGUUUAACCAUUUUUGAAUUAAUUCAGCUGAUCUCUGGGUCUGGUGGAAGUACUUUUAGCCAGUGUUAGGCAAGCUCCUUGAAAAAUGUUGAGAGCUAAGCUAUUAGCUACUCAAUACGUAACUUAACUACACUAAAAGAUACCCUCUUGGAAAUGUAGCAAGCUAAGCUAAAAGCUGCUUGGCAAAAAUAGAUUAGCUACAUCUAAGCUACUUUUGCAAUUUUCAUUUUUAAAUCAAAUCAACUUAAAUCCAAGUCGAUCAUAACUUAGUGACCAAUAAAACUGUCCAUAAAACAUAGAGGCUCAGUUUAGUUCCAACCCUGCUCCAACACACUUAGCCUACCU
Danio rerio (zebrafish) is the source of this 2322-nucleotide messenger RNA. The record is from RefSeq and is a predicted model, not a curated record. NCBI's taxonomy places the organism in Eukaryota, Metazoa, Chordata, Actinopteri, Cypriniformes, Danionidae.